AUGUCCACCCGUACUGGCACGAAACUGGAUGACUCGGGGAAGAAUAGUUCAAAGAGGCCUAGAGGAAAGCAGAGGGGUUCGAAUCCCAGGAGCUCAAGUGGAAGGAAGCACGAACAAGGACCUUCCAACCUGACAGAUGAUGAACAUGACUCCAAGCGGUCUAAGUCCGAGGAUAGUUCAGAACAAUUAUUUGAGUCCGCGGAAGAGGAAGCUAAUUUAUCCGAUUCAACCCGGGUGCGUAGAAAGAAGCACAAAGAUUUGCUUGAGAUGCUGUCUUUACUUGAGAAGCGGGAUCAUAUUCUAGAGAAAGAAGAGGAAGAAGCCAACCGUGAUCCAAAAUACACCCCAAGACCCAGAAGACCCCUUUUCAAAAGAUAUAACUUUGAAGCAAGGCCCAUUAUAUACCCAGAGGAAGUUCCGGCGGACUGGCAUCAUGAGGAUACGGACAUUGAUGAAUAUGACAUCGAUGCUAUGAUAGAACGAUGCGAGCAAAGAAUCGAUGAUGCAGUCCUGCCGCAGCUAUGGGUAGACAGACUAGAGCAAUACCAACAGAUGAAAGCCAAUAGGGAGGCUCUUCAGGCUGGACCAGAUGCAGCUUUUGGAGUGCCCGUUCUGGCGCGUCUGCAGACUCUUAAAGCAGCUCUCAAACAUAUUGACGAAUGGGGAGACGUUUUCCAACAAAAGAGAAACAUUGAGGGUAUCAUGAAAGCUUACAGGUCUUUUGAUUUGUGGUAUUAUCCAGGUCGAGUGACUUAUUGGUAUAGAGGAAGGCAGGUUGCGGGCCCUGAAAAUUUCGAGUGGAGCCGUUAUUUGAGCUAUUAUAAUAGUCCAGAUCAUAACGGGAAGGAGUUUUGUGUUGAAGGACAUGGCGCAUUGUAA
Messenger RNA from Penicillium malachiteum, 879 nucleotides. RefSeq lists its product as uncharacterized. The record is from RefSeq and is a predicted model, not a curated record. The transcript has 3 exons. Bases 1 to 879 code for a protein of 292 amino acids. NCBI's taxonomy places the organism in Eukaryota, Fungi, Ascomycota, Eurotiomycetes, Eurotiales, Aspergillaceae.